Messenger RNA from Callorhinchus milii (elephant shark), 3034 nucleotides. RefSeq names its product DEAD (Asp-Glu-Ala-Asp) box polypeptide 58 (gene rigi). The transcript has 19 exons. Bases 141 to 2960 code for a protein of 939 amino acids. NCBI's taxonomy places the organism in Eukaryota, Metazoa, Chordata, Chondrichthyes, Chimaeriformes, Callorhinchidae. The record is from RefSeq and is a predicted model, not a curated record. Gene Ontology annotation, molecular function: ATP binding; double-stranded RNA binding; zinc ion binding. Gene Ontology annotation, cellular component: cytoplasm.
UGAGGCUGUGAGGGAGUGAGGGAUUGAGGCUAUGAGGCAGUGAGGCUGUGAGGCAGUGAGGGAGUGAGGCAGUGAGGGAGUGAGCGCCUCUGCACUGAGGGCUGAGCGCACACAGCGCCGGUGUCGCACACGGUGGGAGAAUGAAGGAAACGGAUAAGGAUUUGCUGCGCCUCUACAAAACAUACAUCACCGGCAUCGUUCGCCCCUCUUAUGUCUUGGCCCAUCUCGUAGACUUUAUUUCAUCCGCUGACAUUGAACAGAUUCGAUCAGAAGAACAGAAGUCAGUCACCACCUCUGCAGAGCUCUUUCUAGACUGUCUGUUCAAAGUGGAAGAACAAGGCUGGUUUCAAGGAUUUUUAGAUGGACUUACAGCAGCAGGUUACACUGGUUUGGCAGAAGCCAUUCAAAUGGCUGACUUUUCCGAAAUUGAGAGCCUUAAAGGACACAAGAAGCUUUUAGAACGUGUCACGCCAACUAUUAUUAACAAUGUAAAACCUCACGAAAUUCUUCCUUAUAUGAACUCAUGUCUCCUGCCCAGGGAAUGCGAGGAGAUCCAACAGCUCACAACAAACAAGGGCAAUGCUGCUGGUGCGGAAAAGCUACUGGAGUGUUUGCAGAGGUCGGACAAAAUGACCUUCUACAAAACGUUUACCCUGGCUUUGGAGAUGUCCGACAGUGUGGCAGUCACUGACCUGCUGUGUGUAGAUUCAGAUGAGAUGAGCACAGAGCCUAGUGACUGUAGCAGUUCCUUGAUCCAUGAACAAGAAAUUCACUACAUGGAGCAGACAGGCAAGGACGACGCGUGUGAAGCUCCGUAUCCAGGUAUGAAAGAGGUGAUGACUGACUCUACUUCGCUGAAGACACCUGAGAGACACCAGAAGAACUCCUCUGACGUCAAGGAUAUGAAGCUGAGGGAAUACCAGAAGGAGCUGGCCAGGCCGGGGAUCGAAGGGAAAAACACAAUCAUUUGCGCUCCGACAGGCUGCGGCAAAACACUAGUCGCCCUGACCAUCUGUGAGCAUCACCUGAAGGACAUGCUCGAAGAGAAGAGGAAGGUUGUCUUCCUGGCAACCACAGUGCCCAUCUACCAGCAGCAGAGCCGCCUGUUCACUGACUACUUCCAGAACACCAGUUACAAAGUGGCUGGGCUGUGUGGUGAGUCUGCGGAGCAUGCUCCCGCGCAGAUGUUAGUCGAGGUGAACGACAUCCUGAUCUUCACGCCUCAGAUCCUCUUAAACUGUCUCAAGACCAGCACCAUCCCAUCCCUGUCCAUCUUCACCUUGCUGAUAUUUGAUGAAUGCCACAACACGGCUAAAAGUCACCCCUACAAUGUCCUAAUGCAGCAAUACCUGGACGCCAAGCUCAGUACAGACUCGGAGCCCUUACCACAGAUCGUUGGAUUGACUGCAUCGAUUGGAGUUGGUGAUGCCAAAACUGUCCAGGAAACCAUGCAACAUAUUUUUCAAAUUUGUGCCAACCUUGAUAUGGAAACCAUAUCCACUGUGAGAGAGAACUUGACUGAGCUGGAGAAGUUUGUCUUUGUUUCAGAGAAACAUAUUCGAGAAAUCGGCUGUCGUGUGAAGGAUCCUUUUGCAGAUAUUAUUUUUGGGAUCAUGGAGCGCAUUGAGGAGAUGGCCAGGAGUGUCUAUAAUAUUGAUACGCUGUCAGGCAUUCCCAAUCGAUCCCGGGGGACACAAAAAUAUGAGCAGUGGAUUGUCGAGAUUCAGAAAAAAUGCAAAGUGUUGCAAAUGGCAGAUGUGGAAGAAGAGAGGCGGAUCUGUAAGGCUCUCUUCACUUACACUGAACACUUGAGGAAAUAUAAUGACACUAUGAUUAUCAACGAGGACGCUCGGACCAAAGACGCAGUCGAGUAUUUGGACCAAUUUAUUAACAAUGUGAAGGGAGGCGGGUUUGAUGAGACUGAACGGGAACUUACAGCACUAUUUGAAGAAAAUAAGCAACGACUGCUUGAGAUUGACCAAGAACCGAAAUACCAUAACCCCAAGCUGAAUGAAGUGGAGGCGAUCCUGAAUGAGGAAUACACGAACAAGCCAGACACCAAAACCAUCCUCUUCGUCAAAACAAGAGCUCUAGCAGAUGCAUUGAAAAAGUGGAUAACUGAAAGCCCUGUGUUAGAGUUCCUACAGCCAGAGUUGUUGUUAGGCCGAGGCAGGAGGGAUCACACCCCUGCAAUGACUCUACCAUUACAGAAGGAGGUGCUGACACUAUUUAAAGAGUCUUCUGGCACCAAACUCCUGAUCGCGACUUCCGUUGCUGAUGAAGGGAUUGACAUUGCUCAGUGCAAUCUAGUGCUGCUGUAUGAGUAUGUGGGCAACGUUAUAAAAAUGAUCCAAACCAGAGGCCGGGGACGAGCCGAAGGAAGCAAGUGCAUUCUCGUCACGAGUAAGAGAGAAAAUGCUGAGAGAGAUGAAAUCAAUUAUUUACAAGAAAAGAUGAUGUACAGAGCUAUUCAGCAGGUGCAACAGAUGGACAGGACAAUGUUUUGCUCCAAGAUUAACAGAAUUCAAGUAGAUGAACAACAGAUGCGAGAAAGUACAGCAGCGAAAGUGAGAUGUGUAGAGAAAUCAAAGGACAGUUAUAAUCUACUGUGUGCAAAGUGCAAAAAGUAUGCCUGCAGCUCUGAUUGUAUUAGAGUUAUAGAGGAGUCGCAUCAUGUGGUUGUUGAGCAAUCAUUCAAAGAGCGCUAUACACAUGAACCUCAUCCGAAACCAAAACGCUAUGGCAACUUUCAGAAAGUGUCAAAAUUAUAUUGCAAAAGUUGCAAGCACGACUGGGGUAUCACUGCAAAUUUCAAGGUGUUCAAUAACUUGCCAGUCAUUAAAAUCGAAAGCUUUGUCCUUGAGAACGUCACAACAUCAGAACAAUCCUAUGUGAGAAAGUGGAUAAAAGUCCCUUUCCUUCUGAAGGUGUUUAACACUGCUGAAGUUGCUGCCGAGUGAUUGUGCUGCUUUUAAUUUGCUUCCAGAGCCUUGGCAUGUCCUCCUGACAUGAAAGACUCUACACAAAUGUAAUU